GGAAUAAGAAAGUGCCAUUUGUGUCACUCGACUGACGUAAGUUAUAUGCUUAGUGAUGGGGUCACCGAACUCUAAUAUCCCCACUCUUAUUAUGCAGCUAUGUCCUUUUCUAUUAUUUCUAUUGGUGGAAACGCGCUCUUGGACCCACCACGAUUCUCUAUACGCGUCUUCUCUUCGGAGCAAAUCCUUCCCAUUUCAUCAACUUCCAAGGUUACCAUAUCCGGUCUUUGAACCUCUUCCACACUCGUCCCCGGUUCCGGAUAUCCUUCUUAUGAGACCGGGCCGGUUGAACUCCUUCUCGGUUGGGUAUCAUGAUAUCCCUGUCUUCCGAUCAUGAAUUUGGAUAGGACCCCGUCAAUUCCCUGGUCGUACAGCUCCGCUGCUCCUCGGCACCAUCCCCCGUCCCCGUUUCAAUCCCCGAUUUAAUAAAUACCGGGGUGGUCUGGCUAUUCAUACUGCCGAGAAUGUCUUCGCCCCGUUUUCAGGCAUCUUCGCCGGUUCACGGUACCGGUCGCCGGAAGUCUCAGUUCACAUACAGGCAACUAGGCCUAUUAUCAUCUUACUCUAUCUCGUCUCCUCUACGUGUCAUCGCACACAUCGAUUUAGACGCAUUCUACGCACAAUGUGAGAUGGUACGCCUAGGUAUCGCCGACGAUCAACCUCUAGCUGUCCAACAAUGGCAAGGACUUAUCGCUGUCAACUAUCCCGCACGCAGUUUCGGCAUAGGUCGACACUGCACUAUUACUGACGCAAAGAAGCUCUGCCCAAAGCUCAUCUCUCAGCAUGUCGCUACCUGGAAGGAGGGUGACGAGAAAUGGGCAUACCAUGACGACGCAGCAUCUCAUAUUGGAACUCACAAGGUUUCUUUAGAUCCCUACAGGCUUCAGUCACGAAAAAUUCUCGCAAUCAUCAAGGAAAGUUUACCACCCAACAUGCAGAAGGUCGAGAAAGCGAGUGUAGACGAGGUCUUUGUUGACCUAUCCGAGCAUGUGCACUCGAUCCUCUUAGAAAGGUUUCCUGAACUCGCCAACCCUCCUCCUUAUGACGACCCCACGGAGAAGCUGCCUCUUCCUCCGGUCACUGCCCUUGACUGGCAAGCCGAUGCUCUCGUUGACCUGGAAGAUGCAGAAGCCGAGGUAGAUGACCCGGACUGGGACGACGUAGCUAUCCUUAUUGGGUCAGAGAUCGUUCGAGAUGUCCGCGCCCAGAUUCGUCAAAAGUUGGGAUACACAUGUUCGGCGGGCAUAGCUGGCAAUAAAAUGCUCAGUAAGUUGGGCUCCGGUCAUAAGAAGCCCAACCAACAGACAGUCAUACGGAAUCGAGCCGUGCAGCGGUUCCUAUCUGACAUGAAAUUUACUAAAAUUCGUAAUUUAGGGGGCAAGCUUGGCGACGAGGUCGUGUCCACCUUCCAUACGGAAGCAAUUAAAGAUCUGCUGCUUGUUCCGGUGGAGCAGAUGAAGCUCAAGUUAGGAGAUGAUACUGGAGUUUGGCUCUACAACACCAUCCGUGGCAUUGACUCGAGUGAGGUCAACUCCCGUACGCAGAUCAAGUCUAUGUUAUCCGCCAAAUCCUUCAGACCCAGCAUCAAUAAUCAGGAGCAGGCCGUUAAAUGGUUACGGAUAUUUGCCGCAGACAUAUUCUCGCGAUUGGUCGAAGAAGGUGUUCUCGAGAACAAGAGGCGGCCAAAGACGAUCAACCUACAUCACCGUCAAGGGGGUCAGACCCGCUCACGACAGAGUAGCAUUCCCCAAGGGCGGAUCCUCGACGAGGCGACGUUGUUCGAACUCGCCAAGAACCUACUGAACCAGAUUAUCCAGGAAGGUAGGGUCUGGCCAUGCGCCAAUCUAAGCCUGAGCGUCGGUGGGUUUGAGGACGGGAUCACCGGCAACAAAGGUAUAGGCGCAUUCCUGUUAAAGGGAGACGAAGCACGCGAAUCAAGAGGGACCUAUCGGGAUAGUUCGGUAGGUGUAUCUACGCAUGAACGACCGGAGAAAAAACGACGGGUUGAUAAUCCUGGUAUACAGCGAUUCUUUCCUAAGAAGGAGAGUUCGUCGGGUGGAGACGCUGAGGCGGGUUUCGAGGAGUCGUCCAACGAUGACAACGACGUAGCAGAUACGGAUAAAACCAAGAUUCGGACAGUAGAGGCGUCGCCGAAUCGAAUUGAAAACCAGCCGAAGCCAAUCACAGACUACAUGGAGCUAUGUACGCGCUGCGAUGCAAGGCUUGAAGGUGCCGAGGCACUCCAGAGCCACCUUGAUUGGCAUCUCGCCAAAGACCUUCAGGAUGAGGAACGUGGCAGGCACACAUUUGCUCGCCACCACUCCACGGGGACACGCGGUCAAAAAACUGCAGCUGCAUCGUCCUCCUCGUCUAAGAAGCCUGCAAGAGGGAAUUCUUCUAGCAGUAAGCUCGAACAUGGGCAAAGCAAAUUGAAGUUUGGAUGAAUCAAUAACCUAGCAUGCCACUCGACUCGAAGCGAACGCUACAUGUGCCCCUGGUCAACUCCAUCUUAUCCAUUCGCCCAGAUGAAUUACUUAUUUUCCCUUUUCAUCUAUGGUGUCCAACGGAGAAGUUAUCCCCCCCAACCCCUAGCAUUGAGUGCGCCUCGAAAGAGCAGGUCCACACCAUUUCAUGCACAUCUCCCUAUUUCGUAAGUUGGGUGAUAAUGGUCUGAAGCUGCCCAUGGGGGUACCAUCCUGCCAUCCUAAGCAUUGAGGGCUUAUGCCGGCGAUGUAGGUUGAGCCCAGGCUCCAGAAAUGUUCGGGCACUGACUCGGCACGGAACCGAAAACAAUCUGGUCCAACAGAAAUGUCGGUCUGCAUGACCCACCACCUAAGGCACAAACAAGCUAUAGCGCGAAGGUGGUGCGAAUAAACCUAGUGGAUUGCUCGCGGUCCUGCACCGAUAGCUUGUUCGAAUAUUCUUUCUUUUUUCGUUCUUCUUAAACCCGCCCAAUCAUUCGGAUGCACAAUUCCGUAUAAGUUGUGUAUAGAUAUUUGU
Messenger RNA from Hypoxylon trugodes, 3000 nucleotides. Its product is annotated as sister chromatid cohesion protein Eso1. Lineage: Eukaryota; Fungi; Ascomycota; Sordariomycetes; Xylariales; Hypoxylaceae. The record is from RefSeq and is a predicted model, not a curated record. The coding region runs from base 465 to 2444 and encodes 659 amino acids. Gene Ontology annotation, biological process: response to radiation; error-prone translesion synthesis. Gene Ontology annotation, cellular component: replication fork; site of double-strand break; nucleus. Gene Ontology annotation, molecular function: DNA-directed DNA polymerase activity; damaged DNA binding. The transcript has 2 exons.